AUGGGGUUCAGUAAGAGUGCCUUGCUGCUGAGCAUCCUGCUAUUUUUGUCGUUCGGGUUUCAGAUGGUCGCGGUUGUUUCGGUCCCGGUAACUACUCAGAUCACUCUUGCCAACUUCAACGGCUACAUAUAUGGUAUCUGGGGGUACUGUAAAGCCGACGGAUCCAACUGUUCGGGUAUCCAUGUUGGCUACGAAGAAAUCCCCAGCGGCGAGAGCUUCAGCUUGCCGCGCUCCGCGCGCCACUCACUGAGCAGGCUGCUGAUUGUGCACGUAGUCUCCACGGGGUGCACUCUGCUGCUGUUUUUGGGCUCGCUGGUCACCAAUUGCGUCCGGGGACCUACCUACUUGUUGAUCCUGUUGGUAUGGGCUGUUCCGGUGUUUAUGGUCACACUUUUGGCGUUCCUGGUCGAGAUUUUGCUGUUUGUCAAUCAUCUUUCGUUUGCUGGUUGGUUCACACUGGUAGCAGUUGUUCUGAAUGCCGCCUCUUUUGUCGUCCUUUGUCUGUUCCGUCGCUCCCGGGCCGCUAAACUAUCGUCCGGUAAGAAUGGCACAGACUACGGCGAAAUGGGCGAGCUCUCUCACGUCGGCCUUCUUAACGACCAAGAUGAGGAUAAACUUGUCAAGCCAAACCACAUGUUUGAACUUACCCGUCUCGAAUCAGACGAUAGCUCGCGGUCUACUGGCUCUCGACUACCACAAAGACCGAACGCUCCGACCGGUCAUAUGCUGCCCAACUUGCCUUCAAACUAUGUUGCACGCCAACCCCCGCUCCCGAUUGAAGAUCGGCGGCCGACGGCUACAGAUGCAGGUGCUCCACCUCCUCGUCCUCAACCGCCGCCCCAUCAACUCAAACCAGUUCCAGCCGGUACUUAUAUGAGAGGCAUGGAAUCGCCGUCACUGAAUGGCCAGAGUGAUCCCGAGAUGGCCCGUUCACGCCAGGCACCCCAGGGUCAUCCCACUGUCAAUGAACCAAUGGUCGCUAGAUCUACAUCUCAUCAAGCGAUUGUCGACUACGCCGAUGAAACGCUACAGCCUGCGCCACCUCCUCAUAGAAACCGUGCGCAAUUCGGUCCUGGCCGUCAGGGUAACCUGAACAUCAACACAGCAUCAAUGUACCGUAAUGAUCUGCCGCCAGUUGAUUCAGAGCCAGCCACACCAAUGAACAUACCUGCUGGAUACAAUAAUGGAAUGGAUAUGCCACCCCAGCGGACGCCUCUAGAACGAUUCAUGGCUGAACCAGUUCCAACAACGACUUAUAGAGAAGAGCCACCCACGAAUUACACCUAUGGCACACCUCACUCGCCGACACACUCGGACUCGGCCUACACUUCAAUUAGCCAGAGGGCACCUGUAUACCAGUACUCUCAUCCGCCGACACUGGCAGGCACAGUGCCACUGACUGGACCCACUCGAUCCGAGGUAGCGCUCCAGAACAAUCCCGACUUCUCUAUAGGAGAGCGGACAAACCGAUUCCAGAAAAACCGCCGCCGCCCCGGCCGACCAAUGGGCCCCUUUUAG
Molecule: messenger RNA, 1518 nt
Organism: Wickerhamiella sorbophila
Lineage: Eukaryota; Fungi; Ascomycota; Dipodascomycetes; Dipodascales; Trichomonascaceae
Product: pH-response regulator protein palI/RIM9
Exons: 1
Coding region: 1-1518 (505 amino acids)
Cellular component (GO): growing cell tip; cell division site; plasma membrane
Source: RefSeq, a predicted model, not a curated record